AUGUUAAGAUGUAUAGUGUUUUUUGUUUUCACUUGCACAUUCGCAAACGGAAUAAAUUGGCAUUCGUCUCAGAUCAUAUUAAGACAUCUCUAUGACUUACAAGACGACCAGUUUGCCGUAAUCAAAGAAUAUUUGGAACUGGAAACAAAGCGAAUGCACGACUUGGAGCGUUUAAUAACUCCAAUUAUUGAUUGGUACAUAAAUUAUUCAUAUGUGAAACACACCAUAAUACUUAGUCCCGUCGGUAGUUCAAAAUUGAUGUCACGGGUGUACAAAAACUUAUCCGAAAUAAAAAAAUUUAUGAAUAAUUAUAAUUCAGUGAAAGUCAUUGAUCAAUUUGACGAACACAAAGCCGUCAGUGAAUUUAAUAUGCAAUCAGCGUAUCGGUCUCUAAGAAGGAUUCAAAAAGUGUACGCGAUUCCUGCAUCCGACAUGGCUGCAGGUAGAUAUAAGGAUCGGACCAUCGGAGACCCAAUGGACGCUUGUGAAUGUUAUCUCAUGUCUAAAUAUAGUUUCGAAGAAUAUGACACAUACGGUGUAAUAGAUUGGGCUGUUCAAGCUUAUAAUAAAUGGUUCACCGAUCGUCCAAAAUGUGUAGACAUAGAUAAAUUGCAUUAUUAUACAAGAUCAGCAUCGAUGACUACAGGAUUUAGUUUUGAAACUAUAUUGGGUUUUAGUAAUCUGAAUCAUUCAGAUAGCACUGAACUUUCUGCACAUUUUUCUCUAAUGGCAAACGCUUUAAACAUUCGCGACAUCAGUGCACAAUCUGCGGAUAUAAUAUAUGAUAAAUACGAUGAUUUUGAACAAUCCAAUCUAUUUAGAAAUUUCCGCUAUUUAUGUAGGAAAGGAAAAUCAGUGAGACCCUUAACGUAUGAUUCUAAAUGCCGUUAUCAAACAAAAAAUUCUCCGUAUAGGAUGAUAAUGCCUUUCAAAGAAGAAGAUAUCAGUAGUAAUCCGAACAUAAAACUAUAUCAUGACAUUAUCUAUGACGAAGAGAUUAAAACUAUUACUGAUAUGGCUUCUAAAGACUUGUCCGACGCAGCAUAUUACUUCAACGGUAAGAUUACUUUGUUGGAUGACAAACGUCUGGGUCAGCUGAAAUGGUUUUCGGAAAAUGCAAACCCAAUCCUGUUUGGUAAGCUGAACGAACGUAUUGAAUGCAUCACCGAGUAUUCGACCAAGACAGCCGAAGGAUAUCAAACGGUCAACUACGGCUUAGGCGGUCAUUUCUCCGUACACAUGGAUGCAUUUACAGAUGGCCCUAAGUUGAACGGCAACAGAUUGGUCACCAUACUAUUUUAUAUGUCUGACGUCCCAGAUGAUGGGUAUACUGUAUUUCCAAAUUUAAAUUAUGUUGCACAUUGUCGUAAGGGAUCGGCUUUAGUCUGGCUAAACUUAUACUUGAAUAAUGGUACUGUACAUAGUGGCACUUUUCAUGGAGGCUGUCCUGUGAUAAAAGGAAAUAAAUGGAUUAUGACAAAGGGAUUAUACGAAGAAGGACAACAUUUAACAUACAAUUGGCGAGAUAAUAAAAUAAUAAACAUAGUUUAG
Macrosiphum euphorbiae (potato aphid) is the source of this 1551-nucleotide messenger RNA. The record is from the annotation of a GenBank genome assembly. Lineage: Eukaryota; Metazoa; Arthropoda; Insecta; Hemiptera; Aphididae.